This is a messenger RNA of Pogonomyrmex barbatus (red harvester ant), 783 nucleotides long. Its product is annotated as neutral amino acid transporter 9. NCBI's taxonomy places the organism in Eukaryota, Metazoa, Arthropoda, Insecta, Hymenoptera, Formicidae. Gene Ontology annotation, biological process: amino acid transmembrane transport. The record is from RefSeq and is a predicted model, not a curated record. Gene Ontology annotation, cellular component: lysosomal membrane. Gene Ontology annotation, molecular function: L-amino acid transmembrane transporter activity.
UGAAACGAAAUCACAAUGCUACAAAGCGUCAGAGACGUUAUGUAUAAGUCCCGUAUUUACCCAGGCAGCGACUCUUCGCCACGCGACAGUGGAUCCGAGAGCACGCCGUUACUCUCUUCGGAAUCUCGCACGAGCCCGGAACCAGUGAUAUUCGACGAUUCGGAAACGAGCGACUUGGAUCCGAGCCCGGCUGGUUCUUCCUUGAUGUACGGAAGCGUAGACACAACCGCUAGUUACAACACAAUCCUAACUGUGCCAAAGAGAUCACCCCCGAUACAGCGUAGCGAAUUAUUUGUUUCCACAAUGGCGAAUUCACCUUGCAUCGUAAAUCUCGAUCGCGAAAAAAAUUAUGAAUCGUGCAAUGUGAACUUGACAAAGACAAACGAGAACUCAAAGAAAAUGCACGAAUUAGAUUUUAAUCCCGGGCUCUUGACGUUUCAAUCUGAUGUGCAGAUUCCUUGCAAAGAUCUCAAGCCGAAGCAGAGUUCGCUGGUUACUAUGUAAGUAUCUUGAGAUAAGAUCCAUAACAGAGAAUUUAACGAAAAAUUUUUAAAACUACGUAGACAAUGCGUACGCUUUUAAUAAAUCGCGUACAAAGCGAUGAAUCAGUAAUCGAUAUCGUUUUCUACGUCUUCCAAAUACUCUUUUCAGAGAUAAUUAAAUAAACUCGAGAGAUUACAGCAGAGACAAUAAAAUUUAUCUAUCGUCCGUACGAUAGAUCUUUCCUCGUUAGAAAGAUUAGAAUUUCAAAAUCAAUUGAAAUCUUAAAUCAAGUACAUAUCC